AUGGCCCUAUCAAAUGGGUCGUCCAGAGCCGUGCAUAGGCGGCUAUUCCAUCCACAGUCUAUCCAGCUGGAGGAAUUUAAGAAGAUCUGCUCCCAGACUACAGAUAAAGUGACAUAUUCUUUGGCAUCAUCUGUGGAAAAAGAAAUUCCUAUCUACAAUGCUUCGACACUGGAUCCCCUAGAUCCCGACUUGGCCGACCGUCUGCAGGACGAAUGGCAUCACGCCCUCAACUCGGGACCAGGGGUCUUCGUGCUAAAAGGCAUGUACCAUCCCUGUCGAUACGAAAAGACACUGUCAUCCACCAAUAACGCAUUCCAGAGGAUUAUUGAGCAUGAACGUCAAUCCUCUAGAGUUGUCAAAGGCGACCACUUUGCUACGAGCGGCAAAAACGACCGCAUCUGGAACUCAUUCAGCAAGCACGCCAAAGAGGACCCCUCUUCCUUCAUCGACUACUACUCCAACCCGUGGCUGCGCCUGGUCUGCGAGAGCUGGCUGGGCCCUGUCUACCGCGUGACAGCACAAGUCAACGUCGUCAAACCUGGCGGUGCGGCCCAGGAAAGCCACCGCGACUACCACCUUGGGUUCCAGGAGGUGGACCGCUGCGCCGCCUUCCCGCGCAGCAUCCAACUUACGAGUCAGUACCUCACGCUUCAGGGGGCCGUGGCACACAGCGACAUGCCCGAGCGAAGUGGGCCGACACGGUUCCUCCCCUUCAGCCAAACAUACGAAGCGGGGUAUCUCGCCUGGCGACGGGAGGAGUUCCGGGCCUAUUUUAAAGAGAACUACACCGCACUACCGCUGGCAUUGGGUGACGGGCUUUUUUUUAACCCAGCCGUUUUCCACGCAGCGGGAGAAAAUGAGAUGGACGCAGUAGUGAGCGAUGGGGGGUUCCAUCGUAGGGCAAACCUGCUGCAAAUCAGCAGCGGGCUGGGCAAGACGAUGGAGACUAUCGACACGGUUCCGAUUGUAGACCUGUGCUGGGAGGGUAUGGUCGAGCGGUACCAUGCGUCGGGUAACGUGUUGGACGCUGCGAUGGAGGCGUUCGUCCUCGCAGUUGCGGAUGGGUAUCCAUUCCCGACAAAUCUGGACCGUCGGCCUCCAGCACCCAGCGGCAUGGCGCCGGAGAGUGAGCAGGAGAUUAUAAGACGAGGUUUGAAAGAGGGAUGGGGCCGAGAGCGGGUGGUUGAAGAGUUGAAACGCAUGAAAUUGGAUUCCUGUGCCUGA
Aspergillus tanneri is the source of this 1224-nucleotide messenger RNA. RefSeq names its product phytanoyl-CoA dioxygenase family protein. NCBI's taxonomy places the organism in Eukaryota, Fungi, Ascomycota, Eurotiomycetes, Eurotiales, Aspergillaceae. The record is from RefSeq and is a predicted model, not a curated record. The transcript has a single exon. Bases 1 to 1224 code for a protein of 407 amino acids. Gene Ontology annotation, biological process: fatty acid alpha-oxidation. Gene Ontology annotation, molecular function: phytanoyl-CoA dioxygenase activity.